Molecule: messenger RNA, 3026 nt
Organism: Physeter macrocephalus (sperm whale)
Lineage: Eukaryota; Metazoa; Chordata; Mammalia; Artiodactyla; Physeteridae
Gene: GJB2
Product: gap junction protein beta 2
Exons: 2
Coding region: 498-1415 (305 amino acids)
Biological process (GO): cell-cell signaling; gap junction-mediated intercellular transport
Cellular component (GO): connexin complex
Molecular function (GO): gap junction channel activity
Source: RefSeq, a predicted model, not a curated record
GAUCCCCCCGGACCGGGGCACGAACCCGCGUCCCCUGCAUCGGCAGGCGGACGCGCAACCACUGCGCCACCAGGGAGGCCCUAGAAACACUUCUAAACGCCAUAGCCCAGGAUAACAAUGCACCGUCGCAACACUUUGCAAACCUGAGUACUAACCGAUCGGUCAGUCCCAACAGGACAGCAAGGACCCCAAUCUGUACACAGAACGGUUACAAAAACCCAGGCACACAGAGGCUUUUCUCCAUGGAAGGACCAUUUCUAACCUGCCCCUUUUCAUAUAGAGAAAGGAAGUGAAGCCCUUUGGGAAACAUUAAACGUGGAUUUUACCGUUGGGGACAGUCAUUUCACUGCUGCAUCCCACGUCCCUGAAAAUGAAUUGAAAUAAGCGAAGGAAAGAGGUGCUGCCGGGAGACCUGGCCUCUCGGCCUUGAAGGCGAGGUCGUCCCCGGCUGGCACGAGGCCAGGGUACCGUCCAGAACAAGCCCUUGGGAGCGCUGAAUGCCUUGGGAGGGUUGGGGGGACCCGCGCAGGGGUUCGGUCAGCGCUUCCAGCAGGGCCCCGCGUCGGCGCGCACGUUUGCCGGGGUGCCCCACCCCAAGUGUUGAUUGUGUGCUACGGACUGGGCGCGCUGCUCAGGUGAAUAUACCCCUCUUUACUAGAGAACGCGUUCCAGGUGUUCUGCGCGCUACACGGCUAACCCGACGGCAGAAGAGCGCGAACUGCCCGGACGAGAAGAUGGACUGGGGCACGUUGCAGACGAUCUUGGGGGGCGUGAACAAGCACUCCACCAGCAUCGGGAAGAUCUGGCUCACCGUGAUCUUCAUCUUCCGCGUCAUGAUCCUGGUGGUGGCCGCGAAGGAGGUCUGGGGCGACGAGCAGGCCGACUUCGUGUGCAACACGCUGCAGCCCGGGUGCAAGAACGUGUGCUACGACCACUACUUCCCCGUGUCCCACAUCCGGCUCUGGGCGCUGCAGCUUAUCUUCGUGUCCACGCCGGCCCUGCUGGUGGCCAUGCACGUGGCCCACUACAGACACGAGAAGAAAAGGAAAUUCAUGAAGGGAGAGAUAAAGAGUGAAUUUAAGGACAUCGAAGAGAUCAAGAGCCAGAAGGUGCGAAUCGAAGGGUCGCUGUGGUGGACCUACACCGGCAGCAUCUUCUUCCGGGUCAUCUUUGAGGCCGCCUUCAUGUACGUCUUCUACGUCAUGUACGACGGCUUCGCCAUGCAGCGCCUGGUGAAAUGCAACGCGUGGCCUUGCCCUAACACGGUGGACUGCUUCGUGUCCAGGCCAACGGAGAAGACGGUCUUCACGGUUUUCAUGAUCGCCGUGUCUGGGAUUUGCAUCCUGCUUAAUGUCACUGAAUUGUGUUACUUGCUGAUUAGAUAUUGUUCCGGAAAGUCCAAAAAACCAGUGUAACACAGUAGCCAGCUUUAGAUAAAAGAGAGCGUGAGAGGAUGGGGCAGUCAGUGCUCAGCUGUGGGGCACAGUCACCCGCGUCUCCCAGGUCCAGCGUCUCGUCUUCAAGGCCACCUUUGCCCCCCUGUAGAUCUCACCUGCGACCCCAGGUGCCCCCAGAGGCUGCACUCCUGCGAGUGUCCGAGCCUCUGCUUCCCUUCUCUGAAAUCGGUCCUGUGAGGCCCGAGCCAGCGGGGGUGACAGUGCCAACAGUACUUCCCUGUUUCAGACAAAGGUUACGGCGUUUGUCUUCCUUUCUUUGAGGAAAGGAGAGAAACGCCAGGGCCUGAAGACCACGCUGAGAAGGUCUGGUUGAUCCCCUUAGGGCUACCUUUGCCAUUUCCCUUGAAUUAAAGGUAAACGUGAGAAUACUGGCUUUUUUAUUUGCUUUGACGUUUUAGUCUUUAACAAUGGACGAGGUUACCUAAUGCUUCAAACUCUGUUAUACUUUUUUAAGUGAAAAUUUUAAAUAAGAUAUGUUCUUUUGAUCUACAAGGAACCAUUCAUUAUAUGUUCCUCUAAUUUCGAAGGCUCAGAUUAUGACAUGUAAACGGUGUAUAAUUAGAUGCUCUCAGUGAAUUUAAAUGUGGCCUUUCAGGUAUGAAUGGUUUGCAGUGCCACCAAGAGGCUGUCCGUUGUAUGAAUUCUGUGUGCUACAUGGAAGCAUUUCAGCUUCUCUCAAGUGAAACAAACUAGAAGUCCUUAGUGAUGGCUUUUAAUAGCAAACGGCCUCAUUUCAAAAGCUUAGAUGUGAUUUUGUAUGAGAAAUACAGAUUGGAUGUACCACCAGCUACUACCAACGGUGGGUUGCCUCAAGACACCCUCAUUUCCCCUACGACGUUGCCUUUGCCACUCCCAUGGUCCACGGGAAGAAUACUGACUUAAAGAGAUUGCUUGGGAGUAUUUUAUUGCCACAGUACAAUUUUUUUUUUUUUUUUUUUUUUUGCGGUACGCGGGCCUCUCCCUGUUGUGGCCUCUCCCGUCGCGGAGCAUAGGCUCCGGACGCGCAGGCUCAGCGGCCACGGCUCACGGCCCCAGCUGCUCCGCGGCACGUGGGAUCCUCCCAGACCGGGGCACGAACCCGCGUCCCCUGCAUCGGCAGGCUGACUCUCAACCACUGUGCCACCAGGGAAGCCCCCACAGUACAAUUUAAUGGUGCAGAACAAAAUGGCAAAAUUGGGGGGGGGUAGUUACUGUUUCUAAAGAACAGAGGGAAAGCCUAGAUCCUAAAUUCUGACAAUUAAAAAUGAGUUUCAUCUACUUCAAAGGUUUGUUUGCUUCCCUUUUCAGCAUCCAGGUUUUUUAAGUGAAAACAGAAUUAAUAGACACUUUUUAAAAAUACAAACUCGGGUUUAGGUAACUAUUUAGCAGUUCUAUAGGACAAAUCGAAUCCUAAUAUUAUCAUGACGCUUGACAUGGUUUCCAAAAAAUGGUACUCAACAUACUUCGAUGAGAGUAAAGAUUUUCCUGUUGCCAAGAAUAGCAUUAUAAAAACAUUUUGUAAUAAGAAAUAAUAGCUUUAAUUACAUACUUGUAACUAAAAUAAUUUUGUCAUAUCAAGUCAUUUAAAUA